UGAAUAUUGUUUUUAUCUAUUUUCCAUAUCCAGUUCCCUCAAUCCAUCUUUUCUAGGGUUCACGUUUUGCUUCUUCCUGCAACCUUCCUCGAAGGAACCAUGAACGUCGCUACUUGUUCGGUAUCAUCAUUCAACUUCCCAAGGUGGCGCCGAUUCUCAAAACCCCUCAUGUAUCUCUCUUCUUCCUCAUCCUGCGUCAUGUCUCUCAUGUCUCCUCAGAAUUCCUCAGCUUCCAUAACCACCGCUGCAUCACCCACCAUACAGCCCAAGAAGAAGGAACCUUGGUUAAUCGUUGGCCUCGGAAACCCCGGGAAGAAGUACGCUUCUACUCGCCACAAUGUGGGAUUUGAGAUGGUUGAUACUAUUGCUGAAGCUGAAGGGAUAUCUAUCAACAGUGUUUCUUUCAAGGCCCUGUUUGGAAAAGGUGUUAUUGGUGAUGUACCGGUUAUACUUGCAAAACCACAGACUUAUAUGAAUUUAAGCGGUGAAUCUGUUGGGGCCAUAGUUUCAUAUUACAAGAUUCCAGUGAAGCAAGUACUCGUGAUCUUUGAUGACAUGGAUUUGCCUUUUGCUAAAUUGCGGCUGCUACCAAAGGGUGGACAUGGAGGUCACAAUGGAAUGAAGAGUGUUAUUAAUCACUUUAAAGGGAAUCUUGGUUUUCCCCGUUUAAGAAUUGGCAUUGGACGGCCUCCUGGCAAAAUGGAUCCAGUGGCAUUUGUUCUUCGCUCAUUCACUAAACAGGAAAGAGAAGAGUUGGAUUUUACAUUACAACAUGGAUUAGAAGCUGUGCGGAUUCUUUUGCUGGAGGGGUUUGAUAAAAGUGCAACAUUUGUAAAUAGUUCUAAGAAGAUGGAGCAAAUAGGUUGAGGGAUAGCCGACUUUAUAGACCUUUUGGCAAGUGCAAACAAACAGGUUUUAUUGGAAGAAGAUACAAAUAACUUCAAAGAGUAAACUCAUGCAAGGUUCUGUUGUCAAUUGAAAAGACCAAUGUUUAAGCAAGUAUUCAUCCAUUCUUUCAGAAAGCAGUUCCAGCAAAUGAAUUUGAACCAGAUGCUUGGAAUCUUGAGGUUCUUGUAGUAUACAUACUGCUAUGUUUGAUCAAUUUUGACUAGCUCCAUCACAGUGGAUUGUUGAUAUCAUGUUAUGGAAUCAGUAGGCAAUUGUAGGUAUAUUUUGUCAUAUAAGAUCAUUUUCUGUUUAUAAAGAUCCAUCUUGGGCUGACCACGAGUUGAUACCUCGAAUGCCACUUGACCAUUUGUGUUUGUCAUUGCAUUAGAUGACCUUGAUGUCUUGAAUUUACUCAUCCCAUUCCUUUUCCUCAUUCUUUGGGCCACUAGACCUUUUGUAUACUUUUUCAUAAUAGCAUAAUAAUAAUGAAGAGUCUUUGACUGCUUGC
Lotus japonicus is the source of this 1396-nucleotide messenger RNA. RefSeq names its product peptidyl-tRNA hydrolase, chloroplastic-like. Lineage: Eukaryota; Viridiplantae; Streptophyta; Magnoliopsida; Fabales; Fabaceae. The transcript is spliced from 8 exons. Gene Ontology annotation, molecular function: peptidyl-tRNA hydrolase activity. Bases 100 to 867 code for a protein of 255 amino acids. The record is from RefSeq and is a predicted model, not a curated record.